Messenger RNA from Entrophospora sp. SA101, 396 nucleotides. The record is from the annotation of a GenBank genome assembly. Lineage: Eukaryota; Fungi; Glomeromycota; Glomeromycetes; Entrophosporales; Entrophosporaceae.
GCAAUUCGCUAUCUUAAUGAGAAAAUAUUAGAUGAUACAGACGACCCACCUGAACUAAAAAAAGAGUUUCAUUCACUAAAAAUUUCAUGUUACUUAAAUAAAGCAGCAUGUUCAUUGAAUUUACAACAUUAUCAAAAUGUAAUAAAUGAUGUUAAUAUAGUGUUAGAAAUGCCAUCCGAAUACUUAUCAACAACUGAUAAAGUUAAGGCGUUAUAUAGACGUGGCACAGCAUAUAACGGCUUGAAAGAUGAGGAAGCAGCUUUAGAGGAUUUAAAAGAAGCUAAUAAAUUAAAUCCAAAAGAUUCAGCAAUUCUAAAAGAAUUACAAAUAGCUAAACAAAAAAUCGUUGCUAGAACAAAUGCUCAAAAGAAAGCUUAUAGUAAAAUGUUUAACUGA